Trichoderma virens Gv29-8 is the source of this 810-nucleotide messenger RNA. RefSeq lists its product as uncharacterized. The record is from RefSeq and is a predicted model, not a curated record. NCBI's taxonomy places the organism in Eukaryota, Fungi, Ascomycota, Sordariomycetes, Hypocreales, Hypocreaceae. The annotation marks the transcript as partial. Gene Ontology annotation, molecular function: oxidoreductase activity. Gene Ontology annotation, cellular component: endoplasmic reticulum. The transcript has a single exon.
GGGGCAAUCACAGUUGCCGCCUUCGCAAUCAACGCCGUCAGCGUGAUUAAAGUCUAUCUCCUUCCAUCAAAGCUCAAGCGAUAUGCGCAUGUCUCAGCAGAUGGCCGCCCUGCAUGGGCAUUGGUCACUGGCGCUUCAGACGGUAUUGGUUAUGCCUUUGCUUCAGAACUUGCGCUGCGAGGCUUCAACGUGGUUCUACACGGCCGUAACCAAGCCAAACUUGACGUGGUCCAAUCUCAGCUACAAAAGAAACACCCAAAUACCUCGUUUCGGACUCUAAUUGCAGACGCCAGCACGGUGCAAUGCGUGAAUUGUCUGCAGGCUGGAGAGAAACGGUCUCACCCAGCGCUGGACUUCAACGCUAUCAAGGCCGCGCUUCAGGAUUUGCACCUCACAGUCUUGGUCAACAAUGCGGGCGCUGGUACCAGGGAUCCCAUCUACCUGCCGCUGGGCGGGAGUUCUGAGCAGCGCCUCACCGAAAACGUCAACGUGAAUGCAUUAUUUCCCAUGCAUCUUAUGCGUGUCCUCAUCCCACAUCUGGCGCAAGGUUCGCCCGCGCUAAUUAUGAACAUCAGCUCUAUGGCCGACGCAGGGUUUCCCUUGUUAGCGUCUUACAGCGCAAGCAAGCAAUUCCUGAUGACCUUGACGCGAGCACUUCGCCUGGAGAUGGCACUCCUGGGCCAAACAAACGUUGAGUGUUUGGGCAUCCGCGUGGGUAAAGUCACAGCGGUAUCGCACAACAAAGAGGCCCCGUCACUUUUCACGCCAACAGCCGAUACUAUGGCUCGGGCUGCGCUGGACCGGGCUGGC